AUAAGAACAAGCAGCAAGAGUACCUCAAGGAAGAGAACUUCUUACCAAGUACAACGAUGGAUGCAACUAUAUCGAGUCAACCGUUACCAAAUAAUGCCAAUGUUGCCGGGGCCAAAAGUAAAACAUCAGCAGAGGCUAGCAUCAAUAAAAGUUUCUAUACAUGUUGCCAAACUGAAGCAACAGCCAGUAUUCAGCGUAACGAAGCAACAGUCAAAACAAACACCGAAGUAGCGAGCACAACAAAACGCAAUAAUAAUACAAGCACAUCUGAGGUAACAACCAGAAAUGUUGACGCAACUAUAGCGGAGGGGCAAGCAACCAGUUUGAUGGCAACAAAUGUUGCCCACGACGAUUCAACAAUCAUUGGAGCAACAUUGGAGCUCGAGCUCAGUUGCAAUUCAGCACACACGGACAGCGCAACGCUUGUAAACAGUGAUCCGCCUACAGUGACUACUGAAAUAGUAGCAACAUGCCAGGAUAUCACCUGUCUAGACUCUAGUGAGGCAUUUUCGGAUGAUAGUCACCUGACGCGUGACUCGGUAACGCGUGAAUCGCAAAACGACGAACUCUCAUCAUCGACGCACGACAAAAUCGAUCUUAGUACCUUACCACUUCCCGCUCUACCGACCAAACGAAGACGCACACGUUUACGCGCCAGUCCCUCAAAGAAUCAUCACCAACAGCAACCGCGCUUGGAAAACAGCCAAUAUGAAGAUGCGGCAGAAAGGCAUCGAAAUAAAAAACCACAAAGGUGCUCAGUCAAGGAAACGAUAAACACUGAACAACUGAGCGUGCCAAAUGAUAACGCAACACCGCAACAGAAUCAGCAGCAGCAACACCUCUCCGCAUUUCAGAAAUACGUUGCCAAGCGACGUGAAAGUCUUGAAGCAUCGUCGCGUAAUUUUAACGAGAAACUGGAGGCGCGUAGAAUGCUCUGCCACAUGGGUGGUAAUGGCGGCACAAGUAGUUCGCCUGCUACAGCAGCAACAGAUGCUGGAGUGCCUACAUAUAUAUUUGGUGAGAACUUCUAUGGUAUAUCUGGUGCUACGCAAAAGCCUUAUUCACCAGCCGGCAAUAAAGAGGAAAUCUUUCUUAACAAGUCUGGCUGGGUGCAAGUGAGCAAAAAGCUGAAUACGAACAAUGAUAACAAAAGCCGACGCGUGAAUAAAAGUCAUCAUAAUGGAGAAGCUACUGAAAUGGAUAAGGCUCAUGGGCGGAAAGCUAUACGCGUAAUAAAUAUUGAUCACGCACACCGUCAAGAGCAAAACCGGCAAACAUUUGCACAAAAUUCGGCAAGCCGGUGUGAUCGGGAAUCCAAAUUCGUGGGUUCCAAGGUUGAGGAGUUAAUUCAGCGCAAUGAAGCACGAAUAGGUGGGAUAUUCUCAAGAGAUUCAGCUCUGCGUCCGGGCUAUCGAAUUGUGGAUCCCCAAUUGGCAAGCAUACUCAAUGAGCGUCCCGGCUUUCUGCCCGUUUCCGAUCUGGACUCACCGCCACCCAUAACGCCUAUUCUUUCGCCACCGCCCGCUUUUCAGGAUAACAGCAGCAACAGCAAUCGCACAAAUCGACAUCAGGACCGUCGCAAGAUUAACCUCCAGUCAUAUAUACCUACUCAGCAAUUACGGGUUCUUCAGACCCCGAUUCAAAUGCAACAGCAGCUGGGACAUGGCACCGGCACCGGCACUUGCAGUGGCAAGGGCAUGGUCUUUUCGCGCAGCUUCGAGUAUGACAUGCGUCGACCCACGCCCACAAACCGAUACGUGGAGACAUUUUCGCGCAGCUUUGAUGACAACCUGUCGGAACGACCCGUAGUCAUGCCAUCGUUGGCAGUGCAGCGCGAACGCUCCCUCAACUUUAGUACAUUAACUGGUAAUUCGCCAAAUUACUUAACGAAGCGAGAAGCUGGCGGUCCUGGACGAUCGCUGCGCAGCCGGGAAAACUCUCCAAAGUACCUUCAGCCGCAAAACACCGCCUACCUUAAUGCGUCUGUGAAGGAAGCACCACCGACCUACAGCGUAGCUAGCAACAAUAUGGCAAAGUAUUCGCCGCGCUCCCGUCAUGACCGCGCCUUUGAGCGCUCCAAGAGCCAAAAUUUAAUGGGACGUUCACGGAAGUCACAAUUCAGCUGCAUAAGUAACAGUGGUUCAGGAGGCCCACCGCCUAUCGCCCCAGGAAUGUCGCGUUUUCGCAGCCUCGAUAUGACUAGCAAUAAUCGUCUUAACUCUUGCGAUAGCGGUGCCCGAUCCGAUCUUUCCAACGACGAGCUCGAUAACGAAGAGGGUAGCUCUACGGAAUUCCUUCCAAUUAACUAUCAGCUCCCUAAUGUGGCCACGGGAAGCGCUAGCGUCUCACCAUUUAAGGCUCAGCGUCAGCGAUCUCUAACACCUGACCGAAACGACUCGCACAGCUCUUCAAGCAGUUUGCGAAAACAGCGUUCUCUCACGCCGGACUCCCGCUCUCUGACUCCAGAAGAAAGACGAAAAAGGGGCUCUCAGAUAUCCCUGGUUGGCUCCCGGCAGAACUCUAGCUCCCGCAGCAAUACGUUAGAGCGACGACAGCGCCAUGACGAUAAGACUCCAAUCAUUUCACGCAGCUCUUCUAGUUCCAGCUACAGCGGCGGCGAACCGCAUGAUCUAUUGAAUGGCAGUCCCAACACUGCUAGUGCUGUUGUUGGUGCAUCUUGUGCGACCAAUUAUCGCCGUUCGAUGGGACGCGCAGGAACCAAACAGAUAGGGCAGGAACAUCUGAUUAGACGCUCCAGUAGAUCCCUUCAACUUAGCGAGCGGUCGCCAAAUCGCACACAAAAAUCGAUAGUAUGUGUGAGUGGUGUAUCCCCACUGCAAAAGCAGCAGGCAACGGCUCAUUAUCAGCAAGCAAGUACCGGCGCCUUUCCAAACUCCCUACGUGCCACAGUAUCCGUCAACAAAUUAUUGCCCAGUUCGAAGGGAACGACGGGCAACUCAGCUCGACAGCGUCAGGCCGACGUGGAUAAGGCACGUUCCUUUGAUUUUGACUUCAACAAUUACAAUCGAAGUCGUGCCACUAACAGUGCCACACGUUCCGCCCAUACCAGUGGCGGUGGUGGUGGUGACAGCGGCAAUCAGAAUUUACGCUCGGAUUGUGACAAAAGCCGGUCUUUUGAUGAGGACUACCGCGAAGCACUGCAUAACAACAACGCCAAUAGUAGCUCUGGCAUUCACUUUUUUCAACCAGGCAAUGAAACGAAUGCUGUUGUAGCAUCGUCCACCCGGUUGCGCCAGUCUAACUCUCCAGUCGGUGGAGCGGCCCAUGAUCGCACGCCGACACGUUCACCACAAUCUUCAGGCUCAUCGUCUAACAACAUCCACCUAACAUCGCAAUGCACUAGCAGCCCCCCCGGAAAUAGCUAUGGUAUGCGCCUGUGUGACCAUGAACUAUCCUACGAUAUGCUGAGAAAGUCACCGAUCAUGAAUUUCCGACGUGGGGACAGCGAGUACGAGAUCCCCAUGCAGCUGCGUAACCGCGAAACUAUCAACUCCGGAGGCAACAGUGAACUUAACUUUAUGAGCAACGAAACGCAUAUUUACGAGCACCCGACGACUGUGCUUAAGCCGCAGCGUUCAGGCUCACGUGAAGAGCAUUUGUACAAGGCGACAGGUGCGCCGCCGCGCAGCAGCAGUCCUGAACCGCAAACCGCGAGAACAGCUACCAACAAAAAAUGCAGAAAAAGUCUAACAUCUUGCGAUUAUUGGCCACGUUGUGGUGCAUGCAGUAGCACAAGCUCUAGUAACUUACAGGAUUUUGCAUCUUUGGGUCAGGGCGCAAUCAGAAGACAAGAUUCUUUGCCCGUUGUUACUCAAGAUGUGCAACAGUCACAUAUCUCAAAGGUGGCCUUAAAGGGGAAUCUCAUUAAACUCGACACAUGUGAAUCAGCAACAAUAAUAUCUCCUAGCCAGGCCGGUAUACCGCAGUGGAUGUUCCUGUGCAGCGGGGGCAUUCAUAGAAAACCUGAAAUCAAUCCUCAUGACUUAAAAACCACCAGUAGAGAUCGUCGACAGCCAACUGCCGUUAUUCGACCUCGUGUCGUUCCCUUAACCGCCAGUUCACUUGUACUUGUAGGAAAUUGCGAUCUUGUUACCGGAACACAAACUGCUGAAGUCAAAGAAUAUACCCAACAUGUGCCUACGGAAUCUCUACAAAGCACCAUGAAAAAUAUCUUAGAAAAUACAGACCACAGUGAGAUGUCAAAUCAAGAACAGCAAUUGAUGACGAACCGUAAUAAACGGAAACGGCCACGAUGCAAUUCACUUCCGGUCAGACUUUCAGCCUCACCGAAGCACUGGUUAGUGGAAACUGUUGUAAGAUUGCCAAAAAGUGGAAAGGAUAAUGUCAGCAUAAUUGGUAUUCGCUGUAGCGGAAACGGCGAGUGUUUGUCACAACAGAUGCGUGCCAUUUCGAGUCCAGCACUUACAGGCUCGGUAAAAUCGCCAAAGUACCUUCAGGAUGAAUUUGCGGAAGCUCGUGAGCUAACAAAGGAUGCAUCUGUUACAACUGAAACCAGUUUUGACUGCGGUAUAGUUGAAGGGAGACACACUAGUCUGGGCGUCUUACAGAAAUUUAAACGCACAUUGCAUUACUUAAAUAAUAGAAAUCAAUUGCAAAUUACGCCCUUGCACACAGGGGCAGUCGUCAACGCGGACUCAAAGCCAAUGCCUAUAAAUCCGAUGGUUUCCAUUACAGCACCUGCGCCAGCUGCAGACAAUAAUAUUGACACAACAGACAACUAUGGCGUAGAUACAAGCUCCGCCAAAUACCGCUUUGGACCGUUAAUUUGGCGUUCAUCAAAGGAACGUAGAAAGACAAAAUUUAAUCGCCGUGACAAGUGCAAUUCUGGUGACUCCGGUAUUCAAAUCGAACUAGAGCUGGAUGAACAGUAUAUGCGCACACUGUCGUGCGGGCAGCCACGAGCAGUCAGUGCCCUGAGCAACCCGUCGAGUGCCAUGGACCCAAAGGCACGUACCAUACGCCGUUGUCAUUCUGCCAAAGCAACCACCAUAAUGGAACAAGCGGCUUUAAAACCCCCGGUGAAAAAUCAGCUUAAUAUAGGCAACAUUUGCAAUAUAGAACGCGAAGCACCCGAGUCUUUACCUACGCGGUCCCUUAGUCAACCCAGUGGUUUAGAAAUAUAUGGGAAAUGCAGAACCGAUAUAGAGGACAGCGAUAGUGACAGCAUCGCGUCACAUGACGAAGCAACAAACAACUACUGUCCCAUUUAUGCGGAAGUGCUCUACAACUUUACCGCGGCUGGGCCGCAAGAGCUGGGUCUGGAGCGGGGUACUUUAAUCGAGAUAUUGCGGAAGGAAGUAGGCCCCUGGUGGUUUGGACGCAUUAAAAAGGAGGAUGUUAGUCUUGUAGAAGAAAUUCAUGAUCCUGAACUUGGCUGGUUUCCCAAAGAAUUUGUGCGCAUAAUUCAAAGUUGUGAAAUAAAUGCUCUGCUAAAUAUGCAAAAAACAAAGAGAGGUAAUGUAUCUCUUCCUGCAGCAGUGACAGACAUCCAAAUUCCACUGCCCGUUAGUGAACUAAACACCAGCGAUAACAGUGCCAAUUCCAUGACUCUGGAUCAGAGUAACAUCACAACCAUAGUCAUUGAAUCACCCUCAUCAACUGUCCUCACGUUAACACCGCGCAUUAAUGAGCAACAGGACAGUUACGAUAUAAUUCAGCACGGUGCUGUGCGUGAGCUCCUCGAAACUGAAAUUAACUACGUAAAACUUCUCGCUUCGAUUUGCGAUGGGUAUUUGCCUGCCAUGAGCAAACGCAUCGAUAUAUUUUCUCCCAACAGCAUACGACUUAUAUUUUCCAAUAUAACAGCCAUUUACAAGUUUCAGCGAAAGUUUUUGGAAGCGCUGCGCAACGGCGUUGAACAAAACCAAGUAUCUAAAGUAUUUCUAAAAAUGCAUAAAGGAUUCCUCUGCUACUCCACAUACUGUAAUGCUUAUCCACGUGCACUUAUCGAACUAGAAUCUUACGAACGCAUCAAAGACGCACGCACCAUAUUAGAGAACUGCCGUGAAUCCGAGAACUUAGCCGAACUACCAUUAUCUGCGCAUCUACUGGCGCCAGUGCAACGCAUUUGCCGUUAUCCACUGCAUCUUAACGAACUUAUUAAGACUGCUUUUAGGAGUAACAUGGCUGACGAUGCAAAUGAGGUUUUUGUCCAAACGGAUAUCUUAGACUAUGAACAAAUCAAUCUGUCUCAGCAUGAUGUGCCUGAUACGCACGACACCGUUAAUUUGGCGCUGAAAAAGAUGCGCGGUAUAACAGAAGCUGUAAAUGAGGGAAAACGCCACAGUGAGACCAUUGCACGGCAUCAAUCAAGCUUUCAAAAUUUUAAAGGACCACCGCUACACCUGCACAGUACACGGUUUUUCAUUCAAGUAGAUGCCACGCGCCAAAAGCAGAACCUCUGGAAUAGCAGCUGCACACUGUUCCUUUUCGAUAACCAACUGAUUUACUGCAAACGAGAUAUUAUCAAGCGCAGCCAGUUUAUCUACAAGGGACGAAUCUUUUUGGAUCGUUGUCGCAUUGUUAACGUGCGGGAUGGAAAAAUGUUUGGUCAUACAAUUAAAAACUCACUUCGAAUCUACUGCGAAUCGCGGGACAAGUGGUACGACUUUAGCUUCCGCUCGGCUAACCGUAAGCAUCGCUUUCUUAAUACGCUUGCCCUGGAGCGACAGUUUGGGGGCAAGGCACUAUACGUGUCCGAGAUGACUGGAUUUGAGUACAACUAUGAGGAACGGCCGGGCUACUAUUCUGACCAAUCGGAAUACGAGUUGCCAGAAUGCGAGCUUGCACAAGGCAACACAUCGGCAAGUGGCGACAGUUCAGUACCCGAAUCACCGUCCAAGUCACCGUACCGAUCUUGCGAUACAUUGCCCAAAAAAUCACAGUCGCGCGACGCUAUAGCCAGUACUAGUAAUGGCUCCGGACAUAUGUCAACUGGGUCGUUGGGCCGUCGCCGUCUUGGAAACUGGUUCCGGAAGCCAAAGAGUUCCAACUGUACGCCUAGUCAGUCACCUACGCACAAACCGAACUUCGAUGCGGAUUUAACGUUAACGGCCGCACGUGUUGCUGCAAUUGAAAUGGUUAGAGCCUCUGCAGCGCAACAAGAGGCAGACAGUUCGUUUGCUUAGUUACCCUAUUAUUAAAUAAUUACUUUUAAUUUUAAAGAAUGCAAAUCGAAACACUCAAUAAUUGAAAAGCAAGUUUUUGCAAUAAUUAUGAUAGAAGAAUGUUGAUAAAUAUACUGACACAGAAGCGCAUAUUCUAACAAUAAAAUAUUUUAGGUCAGUUUCUGUUUUUAUUUGAAUUUUUUUUAUUGCCAGAAACCUAAUUUUUUCUAUCCUGAAUUAAUGUUUAGAAUUAAUACGUCAGUUAUCUGAAUAAAAUUACAAACAAAUAGUUUUUUUUUUAAUAACAUUCUGUUGUUAUUAAACGAAUCAAGUUUAAAUUUUGUAUCUGUGUAAUAUUGAUACACUUGUUAAACAUUUAAUAAAUAUUCAGUCCAGCUUCAUAUACAUGUGCGGAAAAUUAGCAACACAGCUACAAAAAUCCCUCUCCAUACUGAACAAAAUAAUAACCGUAUGUAUAUUAUCAAAAUAAAAAUUAUAUGUUGAAUAGUCACAGGUUAUAUAACAUUUUUCAACAAAGAGUUAAAAAGUAUUCAUAUUAUUGAACAAAUGAAUUGUUACUAACAAUUUUUAAUCAAAAAAAAAAAGAAAAAAGAAAACUGUUAAAAUGAAAAUUGUGCAAACCAAAAAAUAUUUCAAAACCUAUGAGCGAAUUUAAUUUUCUUAAGAAAAACGUAUGUACCAAAAUAAGUUCAAAUAUAAGAAAAUGCUGAGUUCAACGUUUUAAAAGCAAUUAACUAUUUAAUAGAUUUUGUAAAAACAAACAAAAACAAAAAAAUAUAAUUCCUUACAAUGUUAAUUCUGGACCAUCCCAUCAAGUGUAUUUGGCCAACAGAUAUUUAAGCGAUGUUUUUUUAAUCCAUGCUCGAAUUAACUUAAAAAAAUCGGUGCUUUCAUAUGAAAACAUCGGGGAUGGAAUUAAAAGUAAAAUAAAGUAAUAAUU
Drosophila novamexicana is the source of this 8109-nucleotide messenger RNA. RefSeq lists its product as uncharacterized. Gene Ontology annotation, molecular function: guanyl-nucleotide exchange factor activity; protein binding. Gene Ontology annotation, cellular component: cytoplasm. The record is from RefSeq and is a predicted model, not a curated record. Lineage: Eukaryota; Metazoa; Arthropoda; Insecta; Diptera; Drosophilidae. The transcript is spliced from 12 exons. Bases 57 to 7169 code for a protein of 2370 amino acids.